Cajanus cajan (pigeon pea) is the source of this 1062-nucleotide messenger RNA. Its product is annotated as cysteine proteinase mucunain-like. Gene Ontology annotation, molecular function: cysteine-type peptidase activity. NCBI's taxonomy places the organism in Eukaryota, Viridiplantae, Streptophyta, Magnoliopsida, Fabales, Fabaceae. The record is from RefSeq and is a predicted model, not a curated record. Gene Ontology annotation, biological process: proteolysis.
UCUGAGUAUAAAGAACCUAUAUUUGUUAUUCUAUGUGAAAGUUUGUUUAAUGUUUAAUUUUAUUUUUAUUUUUUUGGAAUGAAGGGAGCUGUUGGGCAUUCUCUGCAAUUGGUGCGGUGGAAGGAAUAAAUAAGAUUGUAACGGGCGAUCUGAUUUCAUUAUCAGAACAAGAGUUGGUGGAUUGUGAUACAUAAUAUAACCAAGGAUGUAAUGGAGGACUUAAUGGACUACGCCUUUGACUUCAUCAUCAGUAAUGGAGGGAUCGACUCCGAAGAGGAUUACCCUUACCUAGGUGUUGAUGGUAGAUGUGACCAAUACAAGAAAAAUGCUGAAGUUGUUAACGAAGAUGUUCCGGCCUACAAUGAGAUAGCCUUAAAAAUGGCCGUUGCAAAUCAGCCCGUGGCAGUAGCUAUUGAAGGAGGGGGCAGGGAAUUUCAAUUAUAUGUAUCUGGUGUAUUUACUGGUAGAUGUGGAACAGCACUAGAUCAUGGUGUCUUGGCUGUUGGAUAUGGUACAGAUAAGGGUAAAGAUUAUUGGAUCGUAAGGAAUUCAUGGGGUUCUAGCUGGGGAGAGGAUGGGUAUAUCAGAUUAGAGAGAAACGUGGUUUCAGCUAGAUCAGGCAAGUGUGGAAUUGCAAUUGAGUCAUCUUAUCCCAUUAAGAAAGGUCCAAAUCCCCCUAAUCCCGGACCAUCACCCCCUUCACCCGUCAGCGCGCCAAAUGUUUGUGACAAUUACUAUAGCUGUGCCGAUAGUGCCACUUGUUGCUGUAUAUUCCCAUAUGGAAAUUUCUGCUUUGAGUGGGGUUGCUGCCCUGUUGGAGGUGCUACCUGCUGUGAAGACCACUACAGUUGCUGCCCUCAUGAGUAUCCAGUCUGUGACAUUAAUCGUAGACUUUGUCUGAAGAGUAAGAAUAAUCCAAUUGAAGUGAAGGCAUUGAGGCGUACUCCAGCUAAACCCCAUUGGGCCUUUGGAGAUACUAACAAGGUCAGCAGUGCUUAAGCAGUUAAAGGGAAUGUGUACGUGCAGAAGGAGCCGAUGCUGAAGUAAAGGGAAGAUGAAGGA